AUGUUAUGGAUGAUAGACUGCCUAAUAUUUGGAUUUUGCUUCUAAAGUAGGUAUCACUAUCGAAGAUAAAUAUCUCUAUAUUGUAGUUUAGAAAAGCUGUAUUGUGACUGGCAUAAUAAUUACUUUAAGCCUAGCUAGUAGAUUUAAGUUCUUAACAAUUUAAAUGGUUUGAAAAGUGCUUUGAAUUUCUCUUUUCUUUCUGCUCUUAUUGAUGCUUCAAAUUGGGAUAAUCAUUAAUAUGGAAUUUUCAGCGGAUGUGAUUAAUCUCAUAUUAAACUUAAUCAUGAUGUAUUAGCUGUUUGCUAUGACUAACAAAGUAACAGGCAGCUCUAAUUUUUAAAUUACUGCUAGAAAAAUUUGGAUAAACUAUAAAAAUGA
Molecule: messenger RNA, 378 nt
Organism: Tetrahymena thermophila SB210
Lineage: Eukaryota; Ciliophora; Oligohymenophorea; Hymenostomatida; Tetrahymenidae
Product: papain family cysteine protease, putative
Exons: 1
Biological process (GO): proteolysis
Molecular function (GO): cysteine-type peptidase activity
Source: RefSeq, a predicted model, not a curated record